AUGACGAUUGAUAAGUCUUGGAUUUCUUGGAGAAAACGCGGUAAAGAAUAUUGGGAGUGUCUACAAGUAUUUUUGGCGAUGGCUUCAAAUUAUAAAAAUUCUGAUGGGAAAAUUAGAUGUCCUUGUGUUAAAUGCUUAAAUACUCGAUUUGAGCCUUUAAACAUUGUGGAAGCGCAUAUAUUUGAUUGGGGUUUUGAUCAUGGUUAUCAAAAGUGGAUUUACCACGGGGAGUCAGAAACAGAAGUUGUUGCACGGACGGAAGUUGUUGAGCAUAUUGUAGAUGAUGAAGAUGACGAGAUGAUUCCCAUUGUUGAAGAUUUCAUUCGACCAACAACUGAAGAUGUUCAACGCAAUUCUGAUUCUUUUCAAUAUUACGACGAGUUAUUUGAAGAGAUUGAAGCUGAAUUGUAUCCUGGAUGCCAUUGGAUUUCUUCACUUAACUUUCUAGCAAAGUUAUUGCAUUUGAAAGUUCGUGGAAAAAUUCCUAUCGGCGUAUUUGAUGAAUUAUUAAAAUUAUUGAAUCUUGCUUUUCCGAAAGGAAAUAAAAUUCCAUCGACGUACUAUGAGGCUAAAAGGAGACUAAAAAAAUUAGGUUUAGGCUAUGAGUCUAUUCAUGUGUGCGAGCAUGAUUGUUGCUUGUUUUAUAAAGAGCAUGCCACUAAAGAUGCUUGUCCAAUUUGUGGAACUAGUCGAUGGAUUACUUCAACAAAAGCUAAUGGAAAAAGGGUGCCACGUAAGGUGUUGCGCUAUUUUCCAUUGACACCUCGGUUGAAAAGAUUAUAUGCUUCAAGACAUACUCCAAAACACAUGGUAUGGCAUCAUACUGGAAAAUCAAAGGAUGAACGAGUGAUGCGUCACCCGGUUGAUGGGAUUGCUUGGAAGGACUUUGAUGCUAAACAUCCUGAUUUUGCCAGUGAACCUAGAAAUGUGCGCUUAGGUUUAGCUGUUGAUGGCUUUAAUCCAUUUGGCAACAUGAGCCUAGCAUAUAGUAUGUGGCCUGUCGUGUUAGCAAACUAUAAUCUUCCACCUUGGAUGUGCAUGAAAGACAAUAAUUUCAUGUUGGCCCUACUAAUUCCUGGACCAAAAUCACCAGGAAAAGACAUGGAUGUUUUUCUAAGACCAUUGGUGGAUGAGCUGAAAGAGUUGUGGGUUGAUGGAGUUGAUACGAGAGAUUGUAGGACAAACACUGUGUUCAAGUUGCGUGCAGCCCUUUUAUGGACUAUUAAUGAUUUUCCUGCUCGAAGUAGUUUGUCUGGAUGGAGUGGUCAAGGAUACAAAGCUUGUCCAACAUGUAACGAAGACACUUCUUCGAUACGAGUGAUUGGUAAGACGUCAUAUGUAGGUCACAGAAGAUUCUUGCCCAGUAACCAUCGAUUUAGAAGGGACACCAACUUUGAUGGAGAAAUUGAAAGAAGACAUCCACCAAGACGUUUUACUUGUGAGGAAAUUCUCGAACAAGUAAACAAACUUGUGCCACAAGUUCCUGGAAAACAUGACCAAUUUGGUGGUGUAAAACGCAGACGAGUUGCAGAAGAUCAAAAUUGGAGGAAAAAAAGUAUCUUUUAUGAGCUUGAGUAUUGGUGGACAAAUACUUUGAAACACAAUAUUGAUGUGAUGCAUGUGGAGAAGAAUGUGUGUGACAGUCUGUUGAGCACAAUCUUGGACAACGAUAAAUCAAAGGACACAACUAACGCAAGACAUGAUUUGAAGAAAUUAGGAAUAAGGGAAUGGAUGUGGAUUUAUGAAGAUGAUAAUGGCAAGUUAAUGAAGCCACACGCCUAUACGUCCUCAAAGCUGAUGAAAAAUUAA
Messenger RNA from Cannabis sativa, 1809 nucleotides. RefSeq lists its product as uncharacterized. The transcript has a single exon. Lineage: Eukaryota; Viridiplantae; Streptophyta; Magnoliopsida; Rosales; Cannabaceae. The record is from RefSeq and is a predicted model, not a curated record. The coding region runs from base 1 to 1809 and encodes 602 amino acids.